AUGCCGCGCCCGCGCCGGCCGCCCGGAGCUGGCUCGACGCUCACGACGCUCGCCCUCGUCCUCGUCACGCUUGUGGCCGCUCAGCAGCAGCAUCCACUCGACCGCCAUGUGCACCAGACGUCUGCCCGCGCCGAGGUGCACAUGCUCGCACCCCAUCACGGACAGGCCAGCCGUAAAGACACGGUAGGCGACGCCCCCGGCCGCCCUGCCUACACGCCCUUGAACGACCAGAACGUGCGCGCCGUAGCUACCAAAGUUCCUUCUGCUCCAGCCAUCAGCGCUGUCAGAGCCCAUCCUGCCAGACACGCUGCCUCGGGGGGCCUCGUCCCCAGUGCGCGCUCUCUGCACGAUUGGGAAGUCGAGGACUUUGUUCUCCUGGCGACCGUCGACGGCCACAUGCACGCACGCGACCGCUACAACGGGGAGGAGAUCUGGGAGCUGAGCGGCCGCCCCAUGCUCGAGACCAUCUACAACGUCUCGGAAGACCGCCCCGGCCCCCAGCACCAGUCCUUUGUGUGGAUCGUCGAGCCCCGCGAGGACGGCGCCCUGUACCUCCUCACCCCCGGGCCCCACCCCCAGCUCCAGCACCUGGGCGUCACCGUCAAGCAGCUCGCCGAGAGCGCCCCCUACUCGAGCGACGACCCGGACCUCCCCGUCGUCUACAACGUCGAGAAGAAGACGUUUAUGCUCCUCGUCGACGCCGCCUCGGGCAUUGUCAAGCAGAGCUUCACCCCGGGCGGCAACUUCCCCUACGACGACAGCUGCGCCCCCGACUCCAAGAACUUCUUCACCACGCGCGAGCGCGACUGCCGCGGCGUCAUCGACAUUGGCCAGACCCAGUACACCAUCACCAUCCACAACAAGAAGACCAACGAGCUCAUCUGCACCCUCAAGUAUGCAGAGUGGAAUCCCAACAGCAGAGACAAGGACCUGCAGUCCCAGUACGACCAGACCCUGGACAAGCAGUACAUCUACACCAUGUACAACGGCGAAGUCAUCGCCUUCGACUACAAGCGCCCGCGAUCCCACCAGCGCCCCCUCUACCGCCAACGUCUGCCCUACCCUGUCGCCCGUGUCUUCGACGUUGCCCGCCCCCUGAACGACCAAUCCAGCGAGCCGCCCCUCGUUCUGCUCCCACAGCCAGCCGGCCCCAUCUUCUCCGAAGACAAAGCCAACCACGUCCUGCUCAACACCACCGAGUCCGGCGCCUGGUAUGCCCUGUCCGAAGUCAACUACCCCGCAGUCACCGACGGUGCACCGGACGCAGCUUGCUACAAGCAGGAUCAAGUAUCCUACGACUGGGACUCGGCCUACCUGCUGCCGGACAAGAGCAGCCUCGUCGGUGUUCACAGGCUAGACUACCGGAUUCCCAGCCAGCAGGCACAGCUGCCAGGCAUUCCUGCCACGACGUACUACCCAACGUUGAACGACCAGGCCGUGUCCAAUCAGCCUGAGACGUCGCACCGUGAGCAGCACCAACCACCGACCAUAGACGCGACAGGCCAGACGCAGGACAGAAUGGCUUCGAUGAAGCUUUUGGUCUUUUUCCUUGCAGCUGGCCUAUUCGUUGGUGCUUCCGUGAAACCAACACUACGCGAAUCAUGUCUGAGCCAUCUGAAGAGACUAUUGCAUUCGGCCAAGGCCAAGUUGCCUCCCGCUCCAGUGCCCACCUCUGCCGAGCCGCAAGUACAACCUGUAGAAGAAGAGGCUCUACCUCUCCCAGUCGACGAGAACCUCGUUUCCGAGAAGCCGAUGGUGGGAACUGUAGCGAAAGAUGACAUUGCCGCACCCGUUGCUGAGGAGGUCAAGGAGAAGAAGGUGACUUUUGACGUCCCAGACGACGAAGACGAAGAUCUCGCGCCCCUUUCCAGGACCACAACUGUCGAACGUAGCCCCCCUGCCGAAGACGAGGUCCUGCCUGGCACUCCGCUCAACGUGGACGCUCAACCGAUGACUAGCAGUACCGAUGAUGUUUCUCAGGAUUCGUCAGCCGCGCCCACGACUCCCAAGAAGAAGAAAGCACACCGAGGCAGACGUGGCGGACGUAAACUCAGCAAGAACCAACAGAAGGAGGAAGACGAGGUCAAUCGAAUUGUAGAUGCAGCCAAGCAGCUCGAGGUAGGACCGAGCCUGCAGCCAGAUGAGCUCACUGUCAGCGGCGGCGACGUGCAGAACGUAUCCGAGAUCAAGCGGAUCGGCAAGUUGACAAUAGACCAAGACCGACUCCUUGGCAACGGGAGCGGAGGAACGUUUGUCUUUGAGGGUAAAUGGAAGGAGGUCAAGGUGGCUGUCAAGCGCAUGCUACCGCAAUACUUUGGACUCGCGGAGCAAGAAGUAAAGCUUCUGCAGAACAGCGAUCCCCACCCGAACGUCAUCCGUUACUUUGACGACGAGAGGGAUGAAAACUUCCUCUACAUCGCCGUCGAACUCUGCCAGGCCAGCCUGUUCGACCUUUACAAAGACGGCCGUCCAGGCGAGGAACUCUCCGAAAGCCAUCAGCGUCUGGUGAACAAGAUCAGCGGCAAAGCUGCAGCUUGUCUGUACCAACUGGCCGCUGGAUUGAAUCACCUUCAUCAUCUUCGCAUCAUCCACCGCGACAUCAAGCCCCAGAACAUACUCAUCGCACAGCCGUUGAUCACGUCCAAGGACGAUGUACGGCUCGUCAUCUCUGACUUCGGACUCUGUAAGACGCUGCCCGAUAACGUUAGUACCCUUGUCGGAACGACUGGCAAUGCAGGCACUGUUGGCUGGAAAGCGCCUGAGCUCAUCUCGCAGCCCAAGGAACUAGCCAACGGCAGCUCGCAAGGCUUCUCUCGCGACUCGUCGAGCUCCACGGACCCAGUCGCCCAAGGCGUGAAGCGGGCCGUCGACAUCUUCUCUCUCGGUUGCGUGUUUUACUACGUGCUCACCGGCGGCUGCCAUCCCUUUGACGACGAAGAAGGCUGGAUGCAGAUCCGUGAAUACAACAUCAAGAAGGAGAAGUCGAACCUCGAUCGCCUGCUUCUCGGUGCAGACUCUGUGGAGCCACAUCGCCUCAUCCACUGGAUGCUGCGACCUAGGCCUGAAGACCGUCCCAACGCCUUCCAAGUGAUGAACCAUCCCUUUUUCUGGGAUGAUCAGAAGCGCCUUGAUUUCCUGUGCGACUGCUCCGAUCAUUGGGAACGUGAACCUCGGGACCCGCCAUCUGCCCACCUGUCGGUGCUCGAAGAAGCCUCGCAAGACGUGCUCGACCACAGACGCAACUUUCUCGCCAAGCUCGAUCAGGGCUUCAUCAACUCGCUCGGGAAACAGCGCAAAUACACAGGCGACAAGAUGCUGGAUUUGUUGAGGGCGCUCAGGAAUAAGAAGAAUCACUAUGAGGAUAUGGACGAUGCAAUCAAAGCAAAGGUGGGGCCUUUGCCGAGCGGUUAUCUCAGGUAUUGGACGGUCAAAUUUCCGCAACUGCUUAUGGCUUGUUACGAGGCGGUGUUGGCCUGCGACCUGGAGCAUGAGCCGCGGUUCAGGAAGUAUUUCGAGAGCAUGAAGUAG
Molecule: messenger RNA, 3528 nt
Organism: Alternaria incomplexa
Lineage: Eukaryota; Fungi; Ascomycota; Dothideomycetes; Pleosporales; Pleosporaceae
Exons: 2
Coding region: 1-3528 (1175 amino acids)
Biological process (GO): mRNA processing; IRE1-mediated unfolded protein response; protein phosphorylation
Cellular component (GO): IRE1-TRAF2-ASK1 complex
Molecular function (GO): ATP binding; RNA endonuclease activity; protein serine/threonine kinase activity
Source: RefSeq, a predicted model, not a curated record